AUGCCUCGAAGCGGCUACGACAUGGGCAAACACACGGGCGAGGGCGGCACGCGCAGCGUCGGAGGCUCGGCGUCUUCGAGCUCCCAGGGCCAGUCGGGCGGGGCGAAGAAGGGCGGGAAGAGCGAUGGUUCCAGGACCAAGAGCCACGGGACGGUCAUGCAAGAACAGCAAAUUAUAUAUGGGUGUUUCAAUGGGGAGGAGACAUAG
Molecule: messenger RNA, 207 nt
Organism: Pyricularia oryzae 70-15
Lineage: Eukaryota; Fungi; Ascomycota; Sordariomycetes; Magnaporthales; Pyriculariaceae
Exons: 3
Coding region: 1-207 (68 amino acids)
Source: RefSeq, a predicted model, not a curated record